Dama dama (fallow deer) is the source of this 3230-nucleotide messenger RNA. It is a transcript of the gene C9orf72, whose product is annotated as C9orf72-SMCR8 complex subunit. Lineage: Eukaryota; Metazoa; Chordata; Mammalia; Artiodactyla; Cervidae. Gene Ontology annotation, biological process: endocytosis; autophagy. The transcript has 11 exons. Gene Ontology annotation, molecular function: guanyl-nucleotide exchange factor activity. Gene Ontology annotation, cellular component: autophagosome; endosome. The coding region runs from base 127 to 1572 and encodes 481 amino acids. The record is from RefSeq and is a predicted model, not a curated record.
GGGGCCAGAGCCGCGGGGGCGGGGCUGCGGUUGCGGUCCAUUUGCCCGCGGCGGCGGCGAAGCAGCAGGCGGUGGCGAGUGGGUAUCCCUGGAGCUUUCAGAUAAUGUGACAGUUGGGAUGCAGUGAUGUCGACCCUCUGCCCACCACCAUCUCCAGCUGUUGCCAAGACAGAGAUUGCUUUAAGUGGUGAAUCCCCUUUAUUGGCAGCGACCUUCGCUUACUGGGACAAUAUUCUUGGUCCCAGAGUAAGGCACAUCUGGGCUCCAAAGACAGAACAGGUACUUCUCAGCGACGGAGAAAUAACUUUUCUUGCCAACCAUACCCUCAACGGAGAAAUCCUUCGAAAUGCAGAGAGUGGGGCAAUAGACGUGAAGUUCUUUGUCUUAUCUGAGAAAGGAGUAAUUAUUGUUUCAUUAAUCUUCGACGGAAACUGGAAUGGGGAUAGGAGCACCUAUGGACUAUCGAUUAUACUUCCCCAGACAGAGCUGAGCUUCUACCUCCCACUUCACAGAGUGUGUGUGGAUAGAUUAACUCACAUUAUCCGGAAAGGAAGGAUAUGGAUGCAUAAGGAGAGGCAAGAAAAUGUCCAGAAAAUCGUCUUGGAAGGCACAGAGAGAAUGGAAGAUCAGGGUCAGAGUAUUAUUCCAAUGCUUACUGGAGAAGUCAUUCCUGUAAUGGAACUGCUUUCAUCUAUGAAAUCGCACAGUGUUCCUGAAGAAAUAGAUAUAGCUGAUACGGUUCUCAAUGAUGACGACAUUGGUGACAGUUGCCAUGAAGGCUUUCUUCUCAAUGCUAUCAGCUCACACUUGCAAACUUGUGGCUGCUCUGUUGUAGUAGGUAGCAGUGCAGAGAAAGUAAAUAAGAUAGUAAGAACAUUAUGCCUUUUUCUGACUCCAGCAGAGAGAAAAUGCUCCAGAUUGUGUGAAGCAGAAUCAUCAUUUAAAUACGAGUCAGGGCUCUUUGUACAAGGCCUACUAAAGGAUUCGACCGGAAGCUUUGUGCUUCCCUUCCGGCAAGUCAUGUACGCGCCUUACCCCAGCACACACAUCGAUGUGGACGUCAACGCCGUCAAGCAGAUGCCGCCCUGUCACGAGCACAUUUACAAUCAGCGUAGAUACAUGCGCUCAGAGCUGGCAGCGUUCUGGCGAGCCACUUCAGAAGACGACGUGGCUCAGGACACCUUCAUCUACACAGAUGAAAGCUUUACCCCCGACUUGAAUAUUUUUCAAGAUGUCUUACAUAGAGACACUCUUGUGAAAGCCUUCCUGGAUCAGGUCUUUCAUUUGAAACCCGGUCUGUCUCUCAGGAGUACUUUCCUUGCGCAAUUUCUGCUCGUCCUUCACAGAAAAGCCUUGACGCUAAUAAAAUAUAUAGAAGAUGAUACGCAGAAGGGGAAAAAGCCCUUUAAAUCGCUUCGGAACCUGAAGAUAGACCUUGAUUUAACAGCAGAGGGCGAUCUUAACAUAAUAAUGGCUCUGGCUGAGAAAAUUAAGCCAGGCCUCCACUCCUUUAUCUUUGGAAGACCUUUCUAUACCAGUGUCCAAGAACGAGAUGUUCUAAUGACGUUUUAAAUGUGUAAGCUGUUAAGAAUGUUUCGUCACAAUCAUAAUUGCUGCUAAAGUAGGUCGGUGAUGCUGGGAAAGGUGACUCCCUCGGGUCAUGCUCUAGAGCCCUACUUAGCAAUGGCAGUUAGUUACACUACAGUUGUCAAAAAAGUUUGUAAGGGAUGUCAGGGGUACAGUUAAAAUAAAUGCACCUUUUCCUGGAUGUGCUGUCUUAGGAGACAGACUUAUUAUGUUUACAAUUAUAGUAAAUAGUAUUGCUGUCUUUUAAAGAUGUAGGAUAUAAACUUGACCACAACUGCUGUUUUUUGAAACUUAACAAUUCAUGGUUUACAAGCAUCAGAGUGAUAUCUGAGUUAGCUUUCACAGGCAUAAGACUACUUGACUUUCCAUCUCUUGAUGUUCCUUGGUAUGUGGGAUUACUGUAGUACUUUUACAAUCAGCUACAAACCAGAGUAUUUAGAUUCUUUCAGCUCCACAGAAGGAAGGUAGCUUGAACAUAGAUUAAGUUUUAGAAAGAAAAUAUUGCUCAAGCAUACAUGUUAUUGAAAUCAAUUUUAAGAUCCUACUUUGCAGACGUACUCCUCGGCAUUCAGUCUGGGUAGAAACGUCAGGCACUGUGUAUAGUCCCGAUGCUGGUGAACCACAGUCAGCGUGGUUUUUUCUGUUUGUUUGUUGAGCUCUGUCACAGAAAAUACAGAGAAUUGGAUUUUAAUGUUUCCAUAGUUAUUGCCAACUUUUCCAGUUACUUUUCAUUAUUUUUGAGCCAAACUGAAAUGUGUACCUCCUGUGCCUUUUUUCUUUUCCCUUGGAAAAUGUAAUCACUUGGAAGAAGUUCAGAUUUCCCUAGUCACUCAUUUUUAUCUUGUUUUCCUCUUGUAUAGUCUUGCUCUGAUUUAAUAAUCAUUAUAACUCAGAUUAUUAAAUGGAAUAGAAAAAUACUCACUAGUAAGAUUUCUUUUCAAGAACGAGAAUAAUACCGUCUUCCUUAAAUUUCUGCCCAUGUUUUUGGAGUUGUUGCCAUGUCUCUUUGCCUUCAUCAUACGAGGACUAGCAGGAGAAACUUUACUGACCUGCUGUUUUUACUAGGUGCUACUUUGGCAGAACUAAGUGGUCAAUUUCUUUUGUUUCCUUCCUGUGUUUGGACCAUUGUGCUAGCUAUAAAAUACCCAAUUAACCUAAUUCUGUGCUAAAACAGUAUUGACAAAACAAUAUACACAAGCAUAAAAUAUAGUUUUAUUUAAAACUGUGGAAGUAACAUAAAAGGGAAAGAUAUGUAUAAGAAAGGGAGAAAAGUGAUAGAGCCCCUCCACCCUUGCCCACCGAAUUUCACCAGAACCAACAUAGGUCCUACCAACCUUUCUCAUCACUAACAGUAAAGGUGUAGAAUUUUUAGACACACACUCAAGUUUUAGACACACUGAACCUGAUGAGGGAUGCUAUGGCUCAGUCAUGAAACCGUGUACAGAUACCACCUUGUUGAACCCCGUAUUCAGUGCUGUUUACUUGCUAGAAUAUUUAAGUGCUAAUUAUUUUCUUUUGCUCAUUUAUUGUACUGUUGUUUGGGAUGCAAGUUGUACAGUGAAAUAAGUUAUUGAAGCAUGUGUGCACAUUGUUAUAUGUCUUUCCUCCUAGAUGGAGAAUUUUGAAUAAAAUGUCUGAAAUUU